AUGCCUUCUCCUCACUUGGAGUCAGGCAUCCUCCCCAGUGCAAACUCACUCCCAGCUCCUGCAUCACCCAAACACAUCCCAGCAAUUGGGAGGAUCCAAGUAAACAAGACCUUCUACAAGGUGCUUGAUGUAUUAUUCUUGAGCACAGGCUUUCUAGGAAGGGGUACUGUGUGUUCCCUUGCAUGCUACAAUGGGGAAUACUAUGUCAUCAAGGAUUAUUGGGUGGAGGAGUCAGAGCAGAGGACAGCCCUGCAUGAAGUCAACAUGAUGAAGCUGGUCCAGGACAUCAACAGAGUUCCCAAGUUGCAACACUACUGGGUCAUUGAGGUUGAGCUGGGCAUUGUCAAUAAAACUGAACAAUAUCGUGAUGAGAAGUGGCAAUUGUGCAUGAAGUCUCAGAGAACUCUGUUCAUAUUAGUGAAAUUUUCUUCAGUCUCUUACACUGGGCACAAGCAGGCUCUCAAGAGGGGUGUCCUCCAUCAAGAUUGUAGCAUCAACAAUACAAUGAUCGAGGACUUCACAAAUGGGUCACACAACUUUCUCCUUGACUGGGAAUUUGCUGUGCAGGUCACAUUACAGGGGGAAUAUGACUUGGGUGGUGCAGAAGCCAUCACUAAAAGUGGAAAGACUAAUGUCCCAUCAAUCUGGAAAAAUGGUAUUGAAUCCCUGUUCUAUGUUUUCAUCUGGAUCCUCAUCCUUUAUGAUGGGCCACUUGGCCACAAGUGUCAAGAUAUCAGCCAUGAAAAGACACUUCUUGGCUUGUGGAGUGAAAAGGUGGCCAAAGAUCUCAAAAUCACCAGAUGUGCCAAGUUCACAUUCCUUAAUGACCCAUCUGAAUUGAGGCUGGAUUCCAAGGUCUCGCAAUAUUUUCAAGAUCUAAUCCCUCUGGCUAACAAGUGGUGCAUAUUGCUUGGGCAGUCCCUGCUGAGCAGAACUGCAGUGCAGUUCUCUGACAUUAUCUCCCUUUUUGAUCAUUUCUUGGCCAGCAUGCCAUACAAGAAACCACCGGAGAUGAUGAAUGCAUUCCAGCAGAUCAUCACCCAACACAAAGCACUUAAUUCAAGCAUGCAUCUGAGUCAGGAGAACAACAUGGAUGUCAUGUCUUUGGCAAUUACAUCUUCUAAACGCCUUUGUGAAGAGGUAAGGAGCAUGGAUAACCCUCCUAUACCCAAUAAAUGCUUCAAAGGAAGCCCACCCAUCGAUCUCAAAGAGUCUCAGUCUGUUGCCACAGUGGGACUCUGUCAUAGUGGAAGGGCAGGGGUGGGUUCAGGUGGAAGGGCCAAGCAAUUGGAGCAGAUUGGUACUGCCCUUGAAGGCCAAGCUACACCGCCACAAAAGUUGACAGAUCUCCCCAACAAUUCUGUUGUAAAUCCUCUUGCACCUCCACCCACUUGGCAGAAGAAGGGUGGGGGCCACAGUGCUGGCCAGAAUGCAAAACCGAAGAAUCCUGUCCCUCAGUCUUCAACAGCAGUAGCAACACCUGUCUUCCAUCAGCACCCCACAGACUCCCAUCACUUUGGUUUCAGUGUUCUGGCUCAACAGCCAGGUCAUAUCAUGCCUCCUGGGAUGGAACCUGACCUUCAAGUGCUCAAUAAUCCUUAUACUACUGUGAUUCAGGGAGACCAAGUUCCCAGUAAUACAUCUCAUCUGCCAACACCCCAGCCCAACUACCAGUCUUGGUUUAUCCCCCACCAGCAACCUGCUGCUGUCCCUGACUCUUGUAUCAACCCCUCCCUUGAUAGCUCACUCUCAUUGAGACAAACUUCAGCAACUGCUGAUGUUUGCCACAAGAGUUUGGAGAAGCUGUCAUCAGAGGGCUCCUCAGAAGAGGAGUCAGAGUCCUCGAGUAAUAACCCAUCGGAUGCAGAGGCUGGUGAGGUCUCCAGCAAUGAGUUUGACAAAGAUGAGGAUGAUGCAUUUGGAUGGGGUGCAACGAAUCUUAGGCAAUCAACUCAUCCUGGCUUCUCCCAAGAAAUGAUGACAAGCAAUCCUAUUCGCCACAAUUCCUUACCCCCUGACCAUGAGUUUCAGUACUCAUGUGAUGAGGAUGAUGAUGUGGCUCUGCAAAGCUUACAAUCCAAGGACAAGGCUCAGCCAGAGGGUUCCCAAUGUGGCACUGUCAUUGACGUUCUUGAAUGCCACCAUCGCACUAAUGGCCAUCCUGUUCCCGAUCAUGAUCUUCUGACCCUUGCACAUGACUUGGUCAACGAAGUAUCUCAGCACACCAGAGCCCCUCAUAACUCCAAGAAAGCUAAGGAUGAGGGCCCAUUGCCUUCACAACUGAGAUUUUACAAGGCAGUAUGGAAGGACUGUCUCAAAGAUGCUAAGCAAAGGUGCUCAUCACUGUUGUCAUUGAGUGGAAUCAAUGCAGUGUGCAAUUUGAAGAUGCCUAACCACAAGCAAGAUAUGGCUGUUAAGAUAUCCCAAUACUCAGCACUCUAUGUGCACAGAUUUUACACACCUAUGUGCACAGAGUCACUCCUUGGUGAUAUAUCUACCUGGUGUUUGGAAUUGAAGUCAGUUAUGCUGGCAACCAUGCCAUCCAUGUUCAACCUUAUCCCUCCUUCUGAUGUUGCACCACGGGUUCAUGUACAAUGGAUAGAGACUGCUGCCACAAAGCUCCUUGACAACUUGCUUUUCCUGGAAAAACCAGGAAUUUUGCUCACCCCACCCUCAAGGAAGCUGUCAUACAAUUCUACUACACUGGGACCUAUUGAAUUGUGGAUAAGCAUCCUGAGUCCUUCAACAAUUCAGUUCCUCUUUCCUGUCUGGCUCUCAUUGCAGCCAUGUAUCAUUAACAGCACAGGAAAGAUGAUGCCUCAAUUCUCUGGCAAGGCUUACAAUUCCAUUUUCCAUGGCAUGAUGAAGGUGCUGAACAACAUCCUUCAUAAUCCCUAUCACGGUGCAAGGUUGCAUGAUCAGCUUUCUCAGUGGGCAAAGGAUGGAUGGGCUGCACUGCAAGAGGUUGAUUUGAAUGUAGAGAGGUACCAGCACAUUCAGGCAGUCCUUGAUUGA
Molecule: messenger RNA, 3015 nt
Organism: Pisolithus orientalis
Lineage: Eukaryota; Fungi; Basidiomycota; Agaricomycetes; Boletales; Pisolithaceae
Exons: 17
Coding region: 1-3015 (1004 amino acids)
Source: RefSeq, a predicted model, not a curated record